AUGCUCACGCCCGUCCAGCAUGUAGAACACCUUCUGCUCGAGGGUUUGUCGCACCCCAACACACAGGACGCAGGUAUACAUGAACGAGUGCUGGCUCUGCAUCACCUGCUCCGACCUCAUUUUGAUACGCCUGUUAACUUCGUCUGCGAUACGUGCGAGGGGAAGACGCUCAUCCGCUGCCAGGGAUGUACGCGGCCGUUCCCGCAGCCGUGGUUCUACGGCCACAAAAGCGGCGAGUACACGCCUCUUGCGCGCUCGGCGCCGCUCGCGCUGACCCCUUCGCACCCAGACACUUUCCUGUGCGUGAUGUGCAUGGCGCACGGCGUCCGAGUGACCGCCGGACGUCCGGACCGCGCACACGUUUACACGCAUCCGAUGGUCAAGUUCACGCUCGGCCACGACCCCAACGCGCCUGACGACCCGCGCGCGGGCGACGGUGCGAGCGAGGACGCGCGGACGCAGGAGCGGCGGCUCGCCGCGCUCGAGGACGGGCUCGCGUCGAUGGGCACGCGAUUCGAGCGGCUGGAAGAGCGGCUGGCAGCGCUGCAGCGGGAGUUGGAGGAGCGUGCGGAGCGGUACCAACGCGAGUUGGAGGAGCGGCUCGUCGCGCGAUUCAGCGAGAUCCUGGUGCGCGCGCUCGCGGCGGCUUGCGCUAACGUCUAA
Epithele typhae is the source of this 663-nucleotide messenger RNA. RefSeq lists its product as uncharacterized. Bases 1 to 663 code for a protein of 220 amino acids. The transcript has 3 exons. The record is from RefSeq and is a predicted model, not a curated record. Lineage: Eukaryota; Fungi; Basidiomycota; Agaricomycetes; Polyporales; Epitheliaceae.